Molecule: messenger RNA, 768 nt
Organism: Rotaria sp. Silwood1
Lineage: Eukaryota; Metazoa; Rotifera; Eurotatoria; Philodinida; Philodinidae
Source: the annotation of a GenBank genome assembly
AUGUCCUGUUUGAGUGACUUUGAUGAUUCAUUCCAAGUGCCUGCAUUUUAUUCAGCCUAUGUUGGCAAUUUUCAAUCACCUAUCGAUAUUAAGUGUGAAGAAAUGGUUACUCGACAAUUUCCACCAUUCAAAUUUUCUUCUGCUCACCUAUAUGACAUAAUGUUUACAUUAAAAAACGAUGGUCAUGGAGUUAAGGCAGUACUGCCAAAAGCUUAUACAAGUCAAUAUCAAACGGAUUUAUCAGUUACUGGUGGUGGUCUAAUUGGUAAAUUUAACUUUGACAAUUUUCAUUUACAUUGGGGUACAAAUUACAGAGAUGGAUCUGAACAUACAAUCAAUGGACAAUCAUUUGCAGCUGAAGCACAUCUUGUCUAUAAGAAUCUUGAAACUCAAGAAAUCGCUGUAUUCGCACUCUUUUUCCAUAUUGUUCAUUCAGUUUACGAGGAAAAUAGUGAAUGGAAGAAAUAUACGCAUCUGGGAAGCUCAUUAACAGAAGGUAAUGCAAUGAAUUGCACUUUCAAUCUAAGUCAAUUGACGCAAAUCAAGAGUAGAAAUUUUGUUCGCUAUAUGGGUAGUUUGACAACACCACCUUACACUGAAGGCAUUAUAUGGACAGUCUUUCUUGAUGCGAUUCCAAUACUCGACACAAACUUAAACCUUCUUCGCUAUAAUGUGAUGAGAAAAACUGAUCGAGAAGUUCAACCAAUAAAUGGUCGGAUUAUUUACGUAAAUUAUGAUAAUGAACCGAGAAGUUACAUGAAUGACUAA